This is a messenger RNA of Gastrolobium bilobum, 621 nucleotides long. RefSeq lists its product as uncharacterized. The record is from RefSeq and is a predicted model, not a curated record. The coding region runs from base 1 to 621 and encodes 206 amino acids. The transcript has a single exon. NCBI's taxonomy places the organism in Eukaryota, Viridiplantae, Streptophyta, Magnoliopsida, Fabales, Fabaceae.
AUGUCGUCUGAACCAUUUAUUUGCUCUUGUAAAGUGAUCUCUGUUCCGUUUUAUGAAGCCGAAGUGGAGCAUUACGAAACUCUCGAACAAGAUCAUGUUGGAGAUUAUUUUAACAUUAAGGUUCAUGUUAAACAUCAACUAUGCUUUAGUCAGAGGCGGCCACGGCGACGUCGGGUACACUCUUCAACAUUAUCCUUUGAUUUGUUUAAUGCAGAGAGAUCCAUGACCAUACCCAUCCAGGAAUUCUUCGAGAAGGGUACAUCAUACAUGCAAAUGUACUUUCCUCAUCCUAUCAUUCCCAAUGAGGUGAUUCACGAUAUGAUGUCAGGAGUGAUAACAUACGCCGAAAACGUUGUUCAAAAUAGUCGUCCUAGUCAUUCAUGUUUCCCAUAUGUAAGUACCCAGUUUCGUGUGUUCACUUUGGUUGUGGAUAUUCUUGUUCGAAAGUUACAUGAUGAGCACCGUGAUGAUGACAUCACCAACAUGAUCAUGAUGGAGUCCAUGAGAGAUGUUCAAAUGGUUCCUGCAUCAAAGAUUGCCAUUGAAUCCCUCAAGAAAGUGAAGUUGGAAGAUGGUGCUGCCAUUGAAAAGUGUAGUAUUUGUUUGCCUCACGGAGUUUGA